Messenger RNA from Nannospalax galili (Upper Galilee mountains blind mole rat), 4148 nucleotides. RefSeq names its product PAT1 homolog 1, processing body mRNA decay factor (gene Patl1). The record is from RefSeq and is a predicted model, not a curated record. Gene Ontology annotation, molecular function: RNA binding. Bases 231 to 2555 code for a protein of 774 amino acids. The transcript has 19 exons. Lineage: Eukaryota; Metazoa; Chordata; Mammalia; Rodentia; Spalacidae. Gene Ontology annotation, cellular component: P-body. Gene Ontology annotation, biological process: P-body assembly; deadenylation-dependent decapping of nuclear-transcribed mRNA.
CACACUCGGAAGCGGGCCGCCAAAUCCGUCCUUGCGCAGACGCCGCCGCCGAGGCGCUCGCCCAGCCCAAGGCGCGCCUGCGCACGUCCCCACGCACGCUCCGGCGUACGGCGGCGGCCAGGGGUCGCGAGCCGGUGGAGGACCCGAGCGCGCGGAGCAGCCCGGGGAGUCGGCGCUUCUUUCCCUCCCUCCCCCACUCCCCUCCCCGCUCCCUCCCCCUUUCCCCAAGAAUGUUCCGCUACGAGUCUUUGGAGGAUUGUCCUCUAGAUGAAGAUGAAGAUGCAUUUCAGGGUCUGGGAGAAGAAGAUGAGGAGAUUGAUCAAUUCAAUGAUGAUACAUUUGGGUCAGGUGCAGUUGAUGAUGAUUGGCAGGAAGCACAUGAGCGCCUGGCUGAGUUGGAAGAGAAGCUACCAGUGACAGUUAAUGAACAAACAGGCAAUGGAGAGAGGGAUGAGAGGGACGAGAUGGACCUGUUGGGUGACCAUGAGGAGAAUCUAGCAGAGAGGCUCAGUAAGAUGGUGAUUGAAAAUGAACUGGAAGAUCCAGCUAUCAUGAGGGCUGUGCAGACCAGGCCAGUUUUACAACCUCAACCAGGAAGUCUGAAUUCCAGCAUCUGGGAUGGGUCUGAAGUUCUGAGGCGAAUCCGUGGACCACUACUUGCUCAGGAAAUGCCUACAGUAUCUGUAUUAGAAUAUGCCUUGCCUCAGAGGCCCCCACAGGGCCCAGAAGAUGAUCGUGACCUUUCUGAGCGAGCAUUACCAAGGAGGUCGACUUCACCUAUCAUCGGAAGUCCUCCUGUUAGAGCUGUUCCCAUAGGCACCCCACCCAAGCAGAUGGCUGUUCCCAGCUUCAACCAACAACAGAUUCUGUGUCCAAAGCCUGUCCAUGUUCGGCCGCCAAUGCCACCACGUUAUCCUGCUCCCUAUGGUGACAGGAUGUCGCCAAACCAGCUCUGCAGUGUCCCGAACUCUUCCCUCCUGGGUCACCCUUUUCCUCCUGGUGUUCCCCCUGUACUUAGCCCCCUCCAGAGAGCACAGCUUCUUGGAGGAGCACAGCUACAGCCUGGACGGAUGUCUCCCAGCCAGUUUGCACGGGUCCCUGGGUUUGUUGGUAGCCCACUGGCUGCCAUGAAUCCCAAGUUGCUGCAAGGGCGAGUCGGGCAGAUGCUUCCCCCAGCUCCAGGCUUUCGUGCCUUCUUUAGUGCUCCACCCCCCGCUACACCACCUCCACAGCAGCACCCUCCUGGUUCAGGACCUCACCUGCAAAACCUAAGAUCUCAGGCCCCACUGUUUAGACCAGACACAACUCACCUUCACCCACAGCACCGGCGACUAUUACAUCAGAGGCAGCAGCAGAAUAGAAAUCAGCAUAGGAAUCUCAAUGGUGCUGGAGAUAGAGGAAGUCACCGGACCAGUCACCAAGAUCAUCUUCGAAAGGAUCCAUAUGCUAAUCUCAUGCUGCAGCGGGAAAAGGAUUGGGUCUCUAAAAUCCAGAUGAUGCAACUGCAGAGCACUGAUCCCUACCUGGAUGAUUUUUAUUACCAGAAUUACUUUGAAAAACUGGAGAAACUGUCAGCUGCUGAAGACAUGCCAGGCGAUGGCCCUAAGAAGGAGCGCACCAAGCUCAUCACCCCUCAGGUGGCCAGGCUGGAGCAUGCCUAUAAGCCUGUGCAGUUCGAAGGCUCUUUGGGGAAGCUUACUGUCUCUAGUGUGAAUAAUCCUCGGAAAAUGAUCGAUGCUGUUGUGACAUCUCGGAGUGAGGAUGAUGAAACAAAAGAAAAACAAGUUCGGGACAAGAGAAGAAAAACUCUUGUCAUAAUUGAGAAAACCUAUAGUUUACUUCUUGAUGUGGAGGAUUAUGAAAGGCGCUAUCUUCUGAGCCUGGAAGAAGAGCGGCCCGCCCUGAUGGAUGAAAGAAAGCACAAAAUCUGUAGCAUGUAUGACAACCUGAGGGGCAAACUCCCUGGGCAGGAAAGGCCAAGCGAUGACCACUUUAUACAGAUCAUGUGUAUCAGAAAAGGGAAGAGAAUGGUUGCCCGCAUUCUCCCUUUCCUCUCCACAGAGCAAGCAGCUGAUAUUCUCAUGACAACUGCCAGGAACCUCCCUUUCCUUAUCAAGAAGGAUGCACAAGAUGAGGUGCUGCCAUGCUUGCUGAGUCCCUUCUCUCUCCUCCUCUAUCAUCUUCCAUCAGUGACUGUCACCAGCCUUCUGCGGCAGCUAAUGAACCUACCUCAGAGUGCAGCUGCACCAGCGCCCUCCAGCCCUCCCCUCACUGCUGUGCUGCAGAACAAGUUUGGCUUGUCACUGCUCCUUAUCCUCCUGAGCCGUGGAGAAGACCUGCAGAGUUCAGACCCUACGACAGAAUCAACGCAAAAUAACCAGUGGACAGAGGUGAUGUUCAUGGCAACCAGAGAACUUCUCCGGAUCCCUCAAGCAGCCCUGGCCAAGCCAAUCUCUAUACCCACAAAUCUAGUGUCCCUUUUUUCUCGCUAUGUUGACCGGCAAAAACUGAACUUGCUGGAGACAAAACUACAGCUGGUUCAGGGGAUACGAUAAAAGAUCUCCAGUGAUCUCCAGUGUCCUCUUGGCUGCCACCUGCACUGCUGCCAGCACCUAUGGGGUAUUGUUAAUGAGGGAGGGAAGGUAGCUUAUGCCCCAAAGCAAAGCCUUGUGGGAUGAAUUCCUGUUUACAGGGUUGUCUCUAAAUGCCAGGUGUCUCCCCACUGCUCUGAAAUCUGGCUGGUGAUGCUUCUGCUGGUCUUUACCUUCUGUGUUCCACUUCUGCAUGUCCUUUCACUCAGUUCUUCUCAGUUUUGCAUUUCCUUUGCCCUAGACACACAAGUAUAACAUCUCCCUUAUCCCAUUGCCACUGCUAUAGUUCCCCUAGGUUGUAGCCUGCCAAAGGAGUCCUGCCCUUACCCUACUGAAGUCUCUUCAUCAUCCCUUAUUAAUAUGACUAUAGGAGACCCAAAAUUAGUAGAAAUUGAGAUAUAGGUAAAUAUACACACAUCCCUACACAUUUAUGUGGUCUCCAGAGGGUCUUUAAAGAAUGAGUUUUAGAUUGAAAACUAUUUAGUUGACAUAUACCUCUAAAUACAAAUCAGCUGAUACAUUUUUAGUCUGUUUCUGUUCCAUCUUGGAAUUAAUUUGGUGGGUUCUACUUUUUAAUAUAUAAAUACAGGGUAUACAGCAUAUUAAAUGAAAUCAAAAUUCUUAAUUGGCUGACGCCCAGCUCUAGGCUGAGAAGUCUUUUCCUCCCAUCUGUAUUUCCUUUGUUCCUGUCAACCUUAAUGGAAACAGCACACACGGUUAAGCCUUCUUUCUUCCUGCUACUACAGCGCACUUGAGCCUGUCCGCUCAGGUGCAUUCAGGAGUACCCAAGAUGACCCUUACUUCCAGCCUGCUUCUGCAGUGUCGCCUGUUGCAUACUCACACCGUCUUCCUGACCUGACGUCUGUAAGCCAUGCUGCUGCUGCUUGCCACUGUCCUGAUAGAAACCUCCAAAUACAGCCAUGGCCACUGAGUUUGGGCCGCCCCACUCAUCCCUCUCCUUCACCCACAACAAAACUGUCCUGGCUGCUGAGUCUCACCUGAGCCUCAUCCACAGGCAGCCACGGGCCUUGGUUUGAAUCUUAGCAGGGAUAGCCUGCCACAAUCUUAAUCAUUUACCUUUCUUCCCUCUGGCAAUCAACCAGAAUAAGGGGCUUUAAUCCCUCAUGAUUACAGUCCUGAAAAACGAAAUUGAAUUAAUUUUAUUUACCAUCCUGAUCAUGUCUGCUGUUCUCACCUUUUGAAUGUAGUCAGGGGGGACAGGCUGAUAUUUAAAGAGAAUAAACAUUUUGCACAUCCAUGUAUUGUACAACAGUGAAGCCCUCCAUUACGACCAGCUGUCCCUGUUCUCACCUCCACUUCUCACUCUGCAGCUUCAGGCUCCACCAGCUGCGCACCUGUGGCAGUCCCUACCUUCCCUCCACCAACUGCUGACUGUCCACUGCGCCUUCCUCCCCUCCCUUCACACCUGACCAAGUGAACACUUGAUUUCUUCCUUACUGUGCUUUAUCUUUCUGUUCAGUUCUAAUUAAUAAAAAUAAAGGUUUCUAAAUUUACAUUUUUAUAGGGUAUUGUAAAUAAACAAAUUGUAUACUUGAA